Messenger RNA from Gilbertella persicaria, 1465 nucleotides. RefSeq lists its product as uncharacterized. The record is from RefSeq and is a predicted model, not a curated record. Gene Ontology annotation, cellular component: RNA polymerase II transcription regulator complex. Lineage: Eukaryota; Fungi; Mucoromycota; Mucoromycetes; Mucorales; Choanephoraceae. Gene Ontology annotation, molecular function: transcription cis-regulatory region binding; DNA-binding transcription activator activity, RNA polymerase II-specific. The coding region runs from base 255 to 1352 and encodes 365 amino acids. The transcript has 4 exons.
CAUUAUUUUCCUAUACACUUGUUUUCACUUUACAACUCGAGUUAAGCAAAUACUACACUGUCCUCUUGUUUAUAGUACUUUAUGUUAUCCUCCUAGUAGGAUAUAUCUCAUAUAAACUUAUACGCGCCUUAUUCUAUAUACAUAUUUUAUUGCUGGUUUCUUUUAUUAUUGUUAUUAUUACUUGACAAGUAAGAUAUCACCAUAUGCACAAUAAUUCCAGUCACUCCCCGAGAAAAAACAGUACACAACCGUGGAUGUUGUCUUCGCCAGCCUCCCCCACACAACAACAACAACAGCAGCAGCAGCAGCAACAACAACAACAACAACAACAACAACAACAGCGUCAAUUGCACCAUGAAGAUCGUUCAAUUUCACCGCCAAUACAAAUGCUUGACUCAGACUACUCCAAAUCUCAACAUAAGAACAAUACACGAUCUGUCAUUCCCUCCAAAAGAGCGGCACAAAACCGAGCAGCACAAAAGGCAUUUAGACAAAGAAGAGAACAAUACAUUAAAGAUUUGGAACUCAAGGCAAAAGAAAUGGAAGAUUGGCAAGAGGAAAUGGAUAAAUUAAGACGAGAGAAUGGAGAAUUACGCGAGAAAAUAGUUAUGCUAGAGAAUCAAGUAGCCAUUUUGACAGGCGGAGAUGCUACUAAAAUACCUGAAGUAGGUACGAAAAAAUCAGAUACUCCUCCAAAAGACAGUGAAAAGCAAAAUCCAUCUACAAUACCUGCAAAACAUUCAUUGCAUGAACCAUUAGAGCAUGGGACAACUGAAGACAGUCGUAGAAAGAGUCAAGAGGGAUCAUUUGCACCCAUACCAUUAAGAGCACCACAUCAUACAGGGUAUGAAUCUCAACCAUACCAUUCAAAUAAGCAGGACACUGAAACUACUCUAACUGGAAAUGAUACCACAUCUGAUGAGAACAAUAAAAGACGCAAAACAUUAGAAAAUCCCCUCUUGAAUCCAACACAACAAAUCGGUCAGGCACCAAAUCCCAUCACAAACCAUCCACCUAUUAUACUACAACCACAGCAAGAGAUAUCUAGCUUACAGCAUUCUUUUUGGAAUCAGAGCAAUACAAAUACUAUACCAGAUCUAGCUGGUAUGCCUCCUCCUUCCGCUAUGGGUGAUUUUGAUCUUGAUUUUGAUUUCGAUCCCUUUUUUGAAGAAGAGUUUGGGCCAACGCUCACAAAUACAAAUGACUUUUUGCCUAAUGCGAAUAGUGGCCAAGUAUUAGAUGACCUGUUUGCUAUGCUUCAAACAAGACAAAGACCUCAAAUUCCUAUGGUACCCGCCGAAGAUAAUUCUGAAUUAGUGGGUUUAAAUGAGAACUUAGGAAAAUCUGUAUAAAAUAACAAUAAUAAUCUAUCUCUUUUUGUCUAAACCAUUUUAUCUUUGUAAUUAUAUUUCAAGAAACUUAAGAUUCUAUAUUAUUUUGUAGAAUAAAAAAAAAACUUUGGCGA